Molecule: messenger RNA, 1063 nt
Organism: Haliotis rubra (blacklip abalone)
Lineage: Eukaryota; Metazoa; Mollusca; Gastropoda; Lepetellida; Haliotidae
Product: sorbitol dehydrogenase-like
Exons: 5
Coding region: 1-675 (224 amino acids)
Biological process (GO): D-sorbitol catabolic process
Molecular function (GO): L-iditol 2-dehydrogenase (NAD+) activity
Source: RefSeq, a predicted model, not a curated record
AUGUAUUGGUGCAAUAAUUUCCGCUUUCUUCACAGACUGCCUGACAACAUCAGCGACGAGGAGGGUGCGGUAAUUGAGCCCCUGGCUUGUGCGGUGUAUGCUUGUAAGAGAGCCGACAUUGGGGUGGGGGACACCGUGCUGGUAUGUGGGUCAGGGUCAAUGGGACUUCUGUGUAUGAUGGCAGCGUUGGCCAGUGGUGCCACGACAGUUCUGGUGACAGGUAGAUCCGAUGAAAAGCUAAAGAUUGCGAGGAAGGCAGGAGCUUGCAAAACUUUGAACAUCAGCGGUAAAUCCCCCAAGGACGCUGCUGCGGCUAUUGAAGAUGUUCUGGGAGGACCAGCUGAUGCCACUUUGGAAUGCACUGGGGUACCUUCCUGCAUCAGCACAGCCAUCUAUGCGACGACACGCGGUGGCAACGUCACCAUGGUGGGGAUUGGUGAUCUUGUUCAGGAGGUGCCUCUGGGAGCAGCUGCGAUGAAGGAAGUGGACAUUAGAGGAAUCCUGAGAUACUGCCAUGAUGAUUUCACUACUGCGGUGUCUCUGGUUGCCAGCGGGAAGGUGAACGUGAAACCUGUAAUCACCCAUCGAUUCCCACUGGAGAAAACUCUUGAAGCCCUGCAGACAACGGCGAGCGGGGUAGCCGUCAAGGUGAUGGUCCGCUGUGCCGAGAACUGAAGCGGACAUCUGAGACAAUGUCCUACUUCUACAUACCCUGGAAUUCCAGCGCUGCUAAAUUUGAAUAAGACGGUCACUAUGUUUUUUUAAUUCUGUACUCUGUGGUAGGGUUGAUGAAAAGGUUUCCCCAUGGCAGCGUUUCACCACAUUUUAUCUAUGAGUUGCUGACUUUAAGCUUAUUAAUAAUCCAUGACAAGGUAUGGGUGCUUUGGAAGUCAGUGAUAUGACAAAUACAUCCGGGUCGCAAUGCAUGCUGGUAUAUACAAAACUGGUUAUAACGCGAUCAUGUACACCAACAUAGGAACUAUAUCCCUGCUGCACUUAACUACGGAAGCAUCCUAUAGUUCAGUACCCCUGCGUUUCACUAUUACAGCAUUUCACCUCUUUA